GUAGAAGAUGAUGCAUGAUGCACGAGGGAAUCUCAUGCCAUCCAUGAAAAGAUCGCCUUCAGCUUCCAAACUACUCUUACCUUUCAGAAAAAUUAAAGCUAUUACUUCAUUUUCAGCAAACUUUUCUUCUCAAUUGCAUGGAUGCAUCACUUUAUUUUCCUUCUAAAGCUUGCUCGAGGAUUCGUGCCUAUUUCAUCUCCCUUUUCUCUCACCAUGAGGCUUCACGACCGCCGGGAUGAGCAGAUUUCAUUUUCUAACUCACUUUCUUUCAUAAACCCACAUCAAUUUGGAUAUUCCGGAGGUUUUUAACUGUUAAACCUCUCAGAUGUAUGCACUUUCAUCUUAGUUAGGAACUUAUUUAGAGGAACGAGAGUCGAACUAAACUUGCUCAUCUUAGUUCGGUUGAGGAUCGACCGCAUGCCUGGAAACAAGUUCAAUGGCAACUCAUCCAUCCCUUCAAGUCGUCUUGAAAGGCUCUUAAGGGAUAGAAAAAUAAGGAAGAACAACCGGAGUUAUCAGCCAAAUGAUCCUGAGCCUUAUGAGAAUGAUAAUGAGGAACCAUAUUUGGAUGGGAAUUAUUCUUCCAGACCAAAUGGUGAGGGAUACGAAAGGCCAUAUAGACAGAGAUUGUUGGUGGUGGCCAAUAGGCUGCCUGUGUCAGCAGUUAGGAGAGGUGAGGAAUCAUGGUCACUUGAGAUAAGUGCUGGUGGCCUAGUUACCGCUCUUCUUGGUGUCAAGGAAUUUGAGGCAAGAUGGAUUGGAUGGGCCGGUGUCAAUGUGCCAGAUGAGGCUGGUCAGAGAGCUCUUACCAAGGCUUUGGCUGAAAAGAGGUGUAUUCCUGUAUUUCUUGAUGAAGAUAUAGUCCACCAAUAUUACAAUGGCUAUUGCAACAACAUAUUGUGGCCACUUUUUCAUUACAUUGGACUUCCACAAGAAGACCGGCUUGCCACAACCAGAAGUUUUCAGUCUCAGUUUGCAGCAUAUAAAAAAGCAAAUCAGAUGUUUGCUGACGUUGUAAACCAACAUUAUCAAGAAGGGGAUGUUGUUUGGUGCCAUGAUUAUCAUCUCAUGUUUCUCCCAAAAUGUCUCAAGGAAUAUAAUAUCAAAAUGAAAGUUGGUUGGUUUCUCCACACACCAUUCCCCUCUUCUGAGAUUCACAGGACGUUGCCAUCUCGUUCUGAGCUGCUCCGGGCAGUUCUAGCUGCUGAUCUUGUUGGUUUUCAUACUUAUGAUUAUGCAAGGCACUUUGUGAGUGCAUGUACUCGUAUUCUCGGGCUUGAAGGUACUCCUGAAGGGGUUGAGGAUCAAGGCAGGCUAACUCGGGUGGCAGCUUUCCCUAUUGGGAUCGAUUCAGAUCGAUUCAUCCGAGCUCUUGAUAAUCCCAAAGUUCAAGAGCAUAUCAAAGAUUUAAAGGAAAGAUUUGCUGGGAGAAAGGUAAUGUUAGGCGUUGAUCGUCUAGACAUGAUUAAAGGAAUUCCUCAAAAGAUAUUGGCAUUUGAAAAGUUUCUGGAGGAAAAUCCUAGUUGGAGUGAAAAAGUGGUUUUGCUGCAAAUUGCGGUUCCAACUAGAACUGAUGUUCCAGAAUAUCAGAAGCUUACAAGCCAGGUCCAUGAAAUUGUAGGACGCAUAAAUGGAAGGUUUGGGACAUUGACUGCAGUUCCGAUACACCAUCUGGACCGCUCACUCGAUUUUCUUGCAUUAUGCGCACUGUAUGCUGUUACUGAUGUAGCUCUUGUCACAUCAUUGAGAGAUGGAAUGAAUCUCGUCAGCUACGAGUUUGUGGCAUGCCAAGAUGCAAAGAAAGGAGUUCUCAUUCUUAGUGAAUUUGCAGGGGCUGCCCAGUCUUUAGGUGCUGGAGCUAUUCUUGUAAAUCCAUGGAACAUUACUGAAGUUGCUGCUUCAAUUGGCCAAGCUUUAAAUAUGCCAGCUGAGGAAAGGGAAAAGCGGCAUAGGCAUAACUAUGCACAUGUGACAACUCACACUGCUCAAGAAUGGGCAGAAACUUUUGUAAGCGAGUUAAAUGAUACGGUUGUUGAAGCACAGUUAAGGAUAAGACAAGUGCCUCCUCAGCUUCCUGUUAGAGAUGCAAUUGAACAUUACUUACAAUCAAAUAACAGACUACUAAUACUGGGAUUCAAUGCGACGUUAACAGAACCAGUUGACAUUCCUGGUAGAAGAGGGGGUGAUCAAAUUCGAGAAAUGGAACUGAAACUGCAUCCAGAGCUAAGAGAAUCUCUGACAGCUUUGUGUAGUGAUACAAAGACAACCAUUGUCAUCCUCAGUGGAAGUGACAGAAAUGUCAUGGAUGAGAACUUCAGCGAGUAUAACAUGUGGCUAGCAGCGGAACAUGGGAUGUUUCUACGCCACACAAAGGGGGACUGGAUGACCACAAUGCCAGAACACUUGAAUAUGGAAUGGGUUGACAGUGUUAAGCAUGUUUUUGAGUAUUUCACUGAAAGAACACCUCGAUCGCAUUUCGAACUCCGCCAAACUUCUCUUGUGUGGAACUACAAGUAUGCAGAUGUUGAAUUCGGGAGACUCCAAGCAAAAGAUAUGCUGCAACAUCUCUGGACUGGUCCAAUUUCUAAUGCAUCGGUUGAUGUUGUUCAAGGUAGCCGAUCUGUUGAGGUGCGGGCGGUUGGAGUCACAAAGGGAGCAGCAAUAGAUCGUAUAUUAGGCGAAAUAGUUCAUAGUAAAGCUAUUUCAACUCCUAUUGACUAUGUCCUUUCCAUCGGACAUUUCCUGGGGAAGGAUGAGGAUGUGUACACAUUUUUUGAGCCCGAACUUCCAUCGGAUAGUAUUGGCAUGACAAGAAAUAAGGCAAGUGGUGGUGGUGGUGAUGGGUCCAAGGGUGGUGGUGGUGGAGGUGGAGAGAAAAGGCCACCGGCAACAAAACUUGCAGCUAGCAGAAGUAGUAACAACAACAAUAGAGGAGGAUCAUCUCAUGGGAAGAAUAAUAAUAGGUCGUCGUCGUCAUCAAAUUCGAUAGGGGAGAAGAAAACAAAUAACAGGGCUUCACCAGAAAAGAUAUCUUGGAACGUGCUGGAUCUGAAAGGGGAGAAUUAUUUCUCGUGUGCAGUGGGGAGGAAUCGAACGAAUGCUCGUUAUCUACUGGGUACAUCGGAUGAUGUUGUUUCGUUUCUAGAGGAACUGGCCAGAGCUGUUGGGUCAUCAUCGUCGUACUAUUAGAUUGCCAA
Molecule: messenger RNA, 3197 nt
Organism: Impatiens glandulifera
Lineage: Eukaryota; Viridiplantae; Streptophyta; Magnoliopsida; Ericales; Balsaminaceae
Product: alpha,alpha-trehalose-phosphate synthase [UDP-forming] 1-like
Exons: 18
Coding region: 418-3189 (923 amino acids)
Biological process (GO): trehalose biosynthetic process
Cellular component (GO): cytosol
Molecular function (GO): alpha,alpha-trehalose-phosphate synthase (UDP-forming) activity
Source: RefSeq, a predicted model, not a curated record